This is a messenger RNA of Clavispora lusitaniae ATCC 42720, 852 nucleotides long. RefSeq lists its product as uncharacterized. The record is from RefSeq and is a predicted model, not a curated record. NCBI's taxonomy places the organism in Eukaryota, Fungi, Ascomycota, Pichiomycetes, Serinales, Metschnikowiaceae.
AUGACAUUUUUUUCCAGCACUCCACCUGUGCAUUCUAUAUUUUUACGUUCUCUACGAUGGGCAUCGAGCUCCGAACGUACACAUUACCAAGUGCUCGAACUUCUGCCUCACGCUUCAUUGAAAGAGAUCAAAAUGCAGUUUAAACGGCUCCUGAAAAAGUUCCACCCCGACGUGAAUGCUCGAUUGCCCGAGGAUGAGAAAGAGGCUAACAGUGCACGAUAUGUUCAGAUGGUACUGGCGUAUGAGACAUUGAAAGAUGCCAAGAAGAAGAGGGAGUACGAUGCUCUGCUUUCCAGGUCUACUUCAUCUCCAAAGCCUCGACUGGGACCAUCUGAAUGGCAGAAAAAGUAUUACGGAGAAGCCAAGUAUUUCUCCCGGAGCCAAGCUUCCACACACCAUUCGCUGGCAAAUAGACGGUAUCGUGUGCAUAACUUCUACAAUGGAACGGAUCCCAAAUCUCAUUUCUCUGGCCAACACAAAAACCAUGAUCGACACGACGUACCCCACUUCAAUUACGAGGAACAUUUGGCGAAGCAUCUCAAGUUUGAGCAACAUCUAAUAAAUAAACAGCUCCUGCCCGAAGAUCGCAAAGCAAUUCUCCGCCAGUUGGCCAAAGACGGAGACAUUUCAGGUGUGAGUGAAGAGCUUAUAACUAAGCACUUGAUGCGCCAGGCGCAGCGUAUAAAGGUUAGUCUGGGCCGACCAGAAACUCAGCUGUCUCGGAAUCCAUACAUGUACCAAGGACCACAGAAUGGAGAGUAUCACGAGCAUGAAGCCCUGCUCGGAUUUAAGACGGCAGUAGUACUUGGAGGAGCUGGAUCAGCGUAUCUUUUGUACCAUAUGUUGGGAUAG